AUGAGUUCUCCAGAUAACUAAAAUAGAACAAGAUAAGAGAAAAAAGAGAUUCUAUUUGAAAAUUUAGAUGUAAAAAGCAUUGAAUGGAGACCGUAUAGAUGUUUUAUAAUUCUUUAUUUAUUCAACGCCACAAUUGCAUUGCCAUAUUUUACUUUAAAACUUUUUUAUUUGUACAUCCAAUAAAUUGGUAAAAGCAUCAGAUUCUUUAGAUUAGUUCAAGUAAUUAUAAAUAAGAAUUUGUUUUAGGGUUUAAAGACAAUAAUAUUUUUUGUUUGUGAUCUUGCUAUGACAUUAUCAAUUUUAAUGAUGUAUAUUUUAGUAGGAUUUAGAUAUAAAUAGACAAUAAAUUAUGAAGAUUGGGCAAUAUCUUGUUUAAUAUUUUUAUAAUCAUAAAUUUUAAUGUCCUCAUAUGUUUUAACAAUAUCAAUUGAUAGAAAAGAAUUAGAUUUUGAUUUUCUAAUUUCUGAGGCUAAUAUGAGUAAGUUAGGUCUUGGAAGAUUGUAUUAAAAAUUAUUACAUUAAAAUCUAUCAAGUGAUAAAUAGGAAGAAUAGAAACAAGAAAAUUUAUAUAAAUAGAUUAGAGAUGCUAUGGAAACAGAGAAUAUUGAUAGUACACUCUAUUAUAUUGCACUUGAAUCUGAUCCAGGUAUUUGUACAAUAGAUGAUAUUACAACAUUGAGUGAUCAAUCAAUUAUUGAACUUAUAGAGAGAGCUAGAAAAUAAUUAUAAAAAUAACAUGAUAUUCCAUUUGACAGAAAAUAAUUUGAAUAAUCAGCAACAAAAUUACAAAUCUUAAAAGAAUUAAGAGUUUUAGGCUUUCGUGGUUACAGACAUGCAAUUGAUAAUUUUUUAUGGCCUCAUUAUGAUUAUAUCAAAGUUAAAUAAGAAAAAGAACCAGCAUCUAUUCUUUUCAUUUAUUUUAUAGUAUUAUUUGCUAAAGGAAGUUUUCCACUUUAUCUACUAUUAUAAUCAGAUAACACUUAAGAGAUUGAAUUUAUCUUUUUUGUAUGCUUUUUAGGUAUGUAUCUAAAUAUGAUCAUUUUACUCAUUGAUUUAAUCAAAUGUAAUGAUAUUCAAGGGAAACGAUAUAUUUUAAAUGUACUUCAAACUCUAAUCAUCCCAAAUAAAGCUUAAGAUUAAGUUGAAGAUGAAAAUGAAAGUGCAAACGAGGAAAUUCCUGAUGAUUUACCAUAUAAUUCUGAUUUUAAAUUAGAUUUUAGUUGUAAUUUAAGUUUAGAAUCUUGGGAUAAUAUGAGAAGAUUAACACUAUUAAUUGAUAAUGAUUGGAUGGAUUAUAAUGAAGCACAAAUAGCUUUUAUUUUUCUUUAUUUUAUAUACUUGUACAUGAAUUUAUCAUCUGUAUUUUUAGAUUUUGACUUAAUUCCAGUUUUACAUUCUUUUUUUUAAGAUCCUAUUUUAGAAUGGAAUAUGAUUGUAGAUUUUACUUGUCUAGCUUUAUUAUUUUUAAAUAGGGUUUAUUAAGGUACUUUAUAUAAUUAAACUUUUGAAAACAUUAUUGAAUCAAUCAAAAAAAUUGAAACUGUUUAUGCUGAUAAAAAAGCUUUAUUCGAAUUCUAUUUUAGCAGUAAUUUAAUGGAAAAUAUUUAAAAUGAAACUUACAGAAAAAUAACAUAAAAAAUAUAUUGUUCUGCUUGUGAUAAAGUUUUAUAUACACUUGCAUCUAAAGGAAUUUAAGAAAUUUCUCUAUUAGUAAUUAAUUUAAUUAUUCAAUUAGGAAUUCUUAAUGCUUGCAAAAUCGUAAGCUAAACAAAGAGUAUUUUAAUUAUGCGCUACUAUGAAAAAAGUUAAAGAUUAAAUUGAAUUUGAUAAUGAUAAUUACAGUCAUAAGAUGCUUGGAAUAUAUAAAUCAAAUAUUUGGACUGUUAUUUCAACUUUUGGAUUUUUAGGAUAUGUAUUUUUUCGUGGCAAGAUUAAAGCUUAUCUUAAUAAACACAAGGCUAAACAACUCUGA
Paramecium sonneborni is the source of this 1972-nucleotide messenger RNA. The record is from the annotation of a GenBank genome assembly. NCBI's taxonomy places the organism in Eukaryota, Ciliophora, Oligohymenophorea, Peniculida, Parameciidae.